AUGUACGUCAUGCAUUCAGGAGUUGCACAACAGAGACCCACGGGAUAUCCACAACCAGGACACCCACAACCAGGAUUUUCGCAACCAGGAUACAUACAGCCUGAAAACCCACAACCAGGAUACACACAGCCUGGAAACCCACAACAAGGAUACCCUCAGCAUAGAAACCCACAACCAGGAUACCCACCGCCUGAAAACCCACAACCAGGAUAUACACAGCCUGGAAACCCACAGCCAGGAUACCCACAGCCUGGAAACCCACAACCAGGAUACCCACAGCCUGGAAUCCCACAACCAGGAUACCCUAAGCCUGGAAACCCACAACCAGAAUACCAACAGCCUGAAAACCAACAACCAGGAUACACACAGCCUGGAAACCCACAACCAGGAUACCCACAGCCUGGAAACCCACAACCAGGAUACAAAGUCUGGAAUCCCACAACCAGGAUACCCAUAGCCUGUAAACCCGUAAACCGGAGCCGGGUAUGA
This is a messenger RNA of Mizuhopecten yessoensis (Yesso scallop), 489 nucleotides long. Its product is annotated as splicing factor, arginine/serine-rich 15-like. The record is from RefSeq and is a predicted model, not a curated record. The transcript has a single exon. Lineage: Eukaryota; Metazoa; Mollusca; Bivalvia; Pectinida; Pectinidae. The coding region runs from base 1 to 489 and encodes 162 amino acids.